AUGGGCGAGUAUAGACGUGAGAAUCGCUGGUUUCACCGGGGACUGAUUUUGGAUGAUGCUGUUCACUUGUUUGCUAACUGCAUCGUCGACCAUGCGUCUGAAAUAAACAUCAAACUAGUAGAUGUAUAUCAGAAGAAAUUUUCAACGACGAAGAGAAAAUCAAGACACUUGCCUCCGGAUCCGCACUACAGAUACGUUCAAAUUUGUCCUGCGCCU
This is a messenger RNA of Acaulospora colombiana, 216 nucleotides long. Lineage: Eukaryota; Fungi; Glomeromycota; Glomeromycetes; Diversisporales; Acaulosporaceae. The record is from the annotation of a GenBank genome assembly.